AUGCCCGAAUCUACUGCAAUUCUGAAGAAAGAAAACCAAGCCCUUAAGGCAGAAAUUGAUGCUCUAUCGAAAACAGUUAACCGGCUUCAAGCAAAAGUUGACCAAGAUGCUUCGUCUGGUGCCAACGCUAGUCCUACGCCUAAUGAAGGUGUUAAAAGCCUUAAAUUCAUUAGUGACGGCUUUGAUUACUUUAACUCGUUUAAAAAAGAAGCAGAAAUGGAACUGAAGCAAUUCAGUGUUGAACUGGUCAAGCUGAGAACGAAAGUAGACGCCAUCGGAAAAGCCAUUGAUGAACUGCGAAUACAGCUACAAGUUUAUUGUUAAAGUCGUCGGGUUACCUAAGGUUGACGUAAGAGAAUCUGCACAACAAACAAGCUCCUUGUGCGUUAGCCCGUCUAGGGCUUUGGGCGCUGAUGUACCUAUUAGAGACAUUGACUCAGCACACCGUGUACCAAUGAGACAAGCAAGUGGAGGGCCACGACCCGUUAUUUGUAAAUUUGUUCGCCGCCUUGCACGAGACAAAGUCAUGGCUCGACGAAGGGAAGCUCGUAACAUCAACCCUGCUAUAGCCUGA
Porites evermanni is the source of this 574-nucleotide messenger RNA. The record is from the annotation of a GenBank genome assembly. Lineage: Eukaryota; Metazoa; Cnidaria; Anthozoa; Scleractinia; Poritidae.